GUCGACUGGUGUUUCACCAAUUGAGCGCACCUCGCUUCGCCGAGAUCUGGAUCCCUGCUGCACGUUGCCAAGAUGAUGUACACAGGGACGACUGCUUCGCAGGACACCAGGUUCAGCGACAAGGAGAAGAAGCUUCUAAAGCAGAUGAAAUUUGGAGAUUCAUUGACACAAAAAGUGGAUAUGAGCAAAGUGAAACUUGAUGUGAUUAAGCCAUGGAUUACAACAAAGAUCACCCAGAUUCUGGGAAUGGAAGACGAUGUAGUGGUAGAGUUUGUGUAUAAUCAGCUUGAGGAGAAGUUUCCUGACCCCCGAAAAAUGCAGAUCAACCUAACAGGCUUCUUGAAUGGUAGGAAUGCCCGUUCUUUCAUGGGUGAAUUAUGGGACCUCCUGGUCUCAGCUCAAGAAAGUGUUACGGGCAUUCCCGAGGCUUUCUUACAGCAAAAAAAAGAUCAAAUUAAAAAGCGUUUGGAAGAACAAGAGAAGCUUCAAGCAUCGUUGGCAGAGAAAGAGAAAGAAAAGGAGCGUGAAAAAGAAAAGGAUGAUGCUGAUAGUAAAGUGAAGAAGGAGGAGAAAGAUAGAGGCUCAUCGAAGGAGCGUAGAAGAGAUCGAAGUAGGGAUCGCGAUAGAGACAGAAGUAAAAGGAGCAGAUCACGUGAUCGACAUAGGGAUCGUGAUCGAUCGAGUCGUAAGAGAAGAUCCGUUUCAAGAUCACCGAAUAAAAAUUCGAAGGAUAACGGGAAAGAUAUGCCUGACGUUAAGAUCGAACGAGAAGAUUCGCCGCAACCAGAAAAUGCUAUACCUUUGAUGCCAGUUAAAACUAAACCGGAAGCCGCAGUAGCAAUAUCAAGAUUGCAAGCCAAGUUGAUGAGCAUUGCUGAUGGAAAGAAGAAAAAUAAUCGCACACCAUCGCCGGAAUCAGUGGACAAGUCAGCAAGGAAAUCGCGAUCUGCAUCUAAGUCGCCAACGAAUCGUUCAAAGAAAUCUAGAAGUAAGUCACCUAGCCGAGAUUCAAAGACACGUCGAUCACGAUCACCCGCUUCGAAGUCGAGACGAUCUCGUUCAAAAUCAAGAUCUAGAAGAUCUCGAUCUAAAUCUAGGAGAUCAAAAUCGCGCUCGCAGGACCGUACAAAGUCCAAGCGAAGCAAAUCCAAAUCGCCAAGAUCACGAUCACGAUCGCGAUCGCGAUCCAAGAAAUCCCGAUCCAAGAGUGAGGACAGAAGCAAGUCGAGAAAAUCGAGAUCUGUCUCGAGUGAUUCGAGAUCAUCCAAGUCCCGCUCGAAAUCUACGGAGAAGCAGAAGACCAAUGCAGAUUCCAAUAGAAAACGCAACGGUAGUACGAGCAGCAGCUCUGAAUCAGAAGUGGACAAAGAUGGAAAGGAUAAGAGCGACUUUGAGAUACGAAAGAAGAAGGAUGGCGUGCAAGCUAAGAGAUCCUACAGGAAAACCAACAAAGAUGAUAGUGGUAGUGAUAGCGACUCUAGUCGGGAAAGAAAAUCAGCUCCUAAGCGAAGAAGUCCUUCACCACGUAAAGAUAGAGGACGAUCUAAGGAUAGAGACAGAAAUAGAUCACGAGAUAGAUCACGAGAUAGAUCGCGAGAUAGAUCGCGAGAUAGAUCACGCGAUAGAUCACGAGAUAGGAAUCGAAGAAGAUCAUUGGACCGGGAUCGCGACAGGAGGCGGGAUCGAGAUCGCGAAAGGGAGAGGGAACGAGAGAGAUUGGACCGAUACAGCGGCAGCCGCAGCAUGCGACCACCUUCGGUGCGCAGACCGCUUAAUAGGCGCAGCAGUCCCCCACGCAGAAGUCCGGCGAGAUAUCGUCGUAGGUCACCGAGUCCUGAAGACAGGCGUCGCAGGAGAUCACUAGAUCGUCGAAGACGGUCAUCGGAGAGACGCGAUAGGCGCCGUUCACCUGAUCGACGUGGAAGCCGACGUUCGCCGGAUGGACGGGAUCGAUCGAGCAGGUAUGAUAGAUCUUCCUCACGCGACAGAUCAAGUAGACGGGAUCGCUCCAGAGAACGACGGGAUAAGGAUCGUCGAUCUAGAUCUAAGGAUCGUAGAUCGAGAUCCAAGGACCAAAGAUCAUCGGUGGAUCGUUCGAGAGACGAGAAGCGGUCUCCUGAUCGUUCGAAGGGUACCAAGGAUAAGGCAAAGGACAGGAAAGUGGAUGAGAAAACUAAAAGACCGCCUGAUACAGGAUCGCGAAAAGAAUUGCGAAAUGGCCGGUCUAAAUCAAGUAGCUCGGAAAGUAGCGAGAGUAGUUCCUCUAGCAAUGAGGACGAGUCACUUAGGAAAUCGAUCGAACGCAAACCGCCACAAGAGAAGCGAGAAAAAGAACGUGAACACGCGGACGAUGCCAAGAAGAAGGAGAAAGAGAAAACGGUGAAAGAAGAACCUACUAAGCGUCCAGAAAAGGAAAUUAAGAAGAUAGAACUUGUCGCUGUGAAAAAGCCCGAGCCUAGUGUUUCUCCCAAAAAAAUUCAAGUUACUUCACUUCCUGUUACCAGACACAGAUUCUCGAAGAGUUUGUCGCGUACACCUUCGCCAUUUAAGAAGACCGAAGACAUCGUGGCAGUAGCUAAAAUUAAACAGACGAUUAAAGAGGACACUAAGGACGAAUCACCAACAACGAAGACUGGAGAAAUGAAUUUUACCACUGGAGAUGCUUUCCCUCUAAAGAAGGAUGAAAAGUCUUUAAAAUCGACAAAAUUAGUAACAGAAGAUAAAAAAUCUACUCAAAAGCAAUUGGAACUUCCAUCCAAGAAACCUGUAGAAAUGGCUAAAAAAACAAAAAGAGAAAAGCACGAUGGCUCUACAGAUAGUGAGGAUAGUGAUGGUGAAGGUAAGAGAAAAGUGAAAAAGACAGAAAAAUCGAAGAAAUCUAAGAAAACUUCGACGGAUGAAGAUAAAUCUGAUAAGAGCAAAGCUGGAUCCAGUUCGGACUCUGAGGAUGACAGAAAGCAUUCAGAUAAAAAUAAGAAAGUUAGAGAUACUAGCCGAACCGAUUCAAUGGAUGAUCGUAAUAAGGAUAGAAAGGAUACUAGAAAACGUGAAAUUGCCGAAAAUGACUCGCGAAAGCGUUCAAGAAAGGAAACGGAAGAAGAAUUAAAAAAAUCAAAAAGAUCACGAAAAGAUUCUUCUUCGGGUGAAGAAGAACAAAAAUCUAAAAGAGGUAGAAACGAAGAUGACAGAUCGAGAUCUCGAAAAUCGAAGAAAGACUCUAGUUCCGAUGAAGAACCUAAAAAAAUGAAAAAGAGAAGAGAUACCUCAUCCGAUGAUGAAAAAUCUAGAUCACGAAAGUCCAGAAAAGAUUCGACAAGUGAAGAGGAUUCUAAAUCAAAAUCAAAGAAAUCGAAACGAGAUUCCAGCUCAGAAGAUGACGAUCCUGGAGAUAAAGAUUUGAAGAAGAAAAGAAAAGUUGACGAUAGUUCGGACGAUGAAAAGGUGAAGAAGAAGCGUAAGAAAAAGACAAAAACCAGCACUAGUGAAUCGGAGGAAAGUGAAGUCGAAGAGAAGAAAAAAAAGAAAGAGAAGAAGCACAAGAAACACAAGAAACAUAAGAAGCACAGAAAACACAAAAAGAAGAAAGUCGCGGAUUCAGAUGAAUCUGAUGUAAGUGAAGGUAAUACUGAAGAACUGGAAAAGAAACUUCGGGAGAAGGCAUUAAAAUCAAUGAAAAAGGGACAUAGCAUUGAACGAAGUGAUUGAGGUUAAUAUACGAUCUUCGAAAAUGUGUCAUGCAUGUAUCUCUUUAUCGCAAAGCAUUUUAAUUGUAUUAUGAAUAUGAAUAUCUUUCGUUUCUUAUCAAUAAUUGGAUUCUUAUCACUCAAUCCCUUCGGAACAAGAUCAAAUGGC
Molecule: messenger RNA, 3852 nt
Organism: Mycetomoellerius zeteki
Lineage: Eukaryota; Metazoa; Arthropoda; Insecta; Hymenoptera; Formicidae
Gene: Srrm1
Product: Serine-arginine repetitive matrix 1
Exons: 15
Coding region: 73-3705 (1210 amino acids)
Biological process (GO): regulation of mRNA splicing, via spliceosome
Cellular component (GO): spliceosomal complex
Molecular function (GO): RNA binding
Source: RefSeq, a predicted model, not a curated record